UUAUAGGGAGGUUGGAAUACUGCUGUUAGGGUUUUUGAGUAGCACUCCCUAGCUGCUAUAUCAUGUUUGUGGUUUUAGGGUUUUGAGUAAUUUUCCUUGUUACGUUAUUGUCAUUUUUAUCUCUUUCCAGUCUUCCAUUGCGCAGAGCGAAAAAUGGCACCCAAGAAAGAAAAGGCUCCUCCUGCCUCCAAGCCUGCUAAAUCUGGAGGCGGUGGCAAGCAAAAGAAGAAGAAAUGGAGCAAAGGAAAGCAGAAGGAGAAGGUGAAUAAUAUGGUUCUCUUUGAUCAGGCCAGCUAUGAUAAGCUUCUUUCCGAAGCACCCAAAUAUAAGCUCAUCACUCCUUCCAUUUUAUCAGACAGGUUGAGGAUUAAUGGUUCUCUUGCAAGAAAAGCCAUUAAAGAUUUGAUGGCACGAGGUUCUAUCAGGAUGAUUUCUGCUCAUUCAAGUCAGCAGAUAUACACCAGAGCAACAAAUACAUGAAUGUUGUUUGGUGAUGAAUUGUUGUGUUGUUGGCAUUCUCUGUUUUGGGCUGGAAUAUUCAAUUAAGAGGCACAGUUCAGAUUUGUUAUUUGCUGAGCAAAAUUGUGACAAGAAUGUAGACAAUAUUAAUAUGCUUUAGAUCAGUAUAGCAUGCUUUUUGUUUUAUUAGAUACGGCAGUGUUGAUCAGCUAUAGCCUAUUUUGGAUAUAUAUUUUAUAGAUAAAUGGUUUAGUUUGA
Cryptomeria japonica (Japanese cedar) is the source of this 717-nucleotide messenger RNA. RefSeq names its product small ribosomal subunit protein eS25. Gene Ontology annotation, cellular component: cytosolic small ribosomal subunit. Bases 154 to 480 code for a protein of 108 amino acids. Lineage: Eukaryota; Viridiplantae; Streptophyta; Pinopsida; Cupressales; Cupressaceae. The transcript has 4 exons. Gene Ontology annotation, molecular function: structural constituent of ribosome. The record is from RefSeq and is a predicted model, not a curated record.